GGUCACAUGUGCCUCAGUGUUCCGAACUCGUCCUUCUCCCCCUCACCCCUUCACCUCCAACUUAGCCGAACCUCAUAACCUUUCCGCUUUUUCACGAACCGUACAUUAUCGGAUACUGAGUAACCUCCUCCCCCUCAACAUACACACCGGACGGCCAGUGUUGAGUUUGAAUGAACAGCAGCAACGUCGCUUCGGACUAUUUUCACCGUCGUUUGGGAAGCUUCGCGAGAUCUGGCUGGAUGGACCAUGAGGCGGCCCGCAGCGUCAAGGCACCCCCAUUCAUAAGCAAUGGGCAGGACACCAUCUCCAACGUGGAUAAACUACGUGGUUACUACGAUGGGGCGAGGAACCGGCUAAAGUCUUACCUCGGUAGGGAAGACGCCAUGGGAUCCGGCAGCAGUUCCCCAAGGAUCCUCGAUGACGUCUACGGCGGGGGCGGGGCCGACACGGUGGGCGGAGUCAUGUUCCAGCAACGCCCCGCCCACUGUCGUCUGGAAGGGAAGCAGGUCUUAACCGGAGAGGAGUUUACGGAUAUCUCGUACAGUGACCUCGGUUUUAUCAUCACGCCGCAGUCGAAGAAGCUGCCUUUGAACAACAACAAUUACGAGACCCCGGGCCUGGAAGCUGCAGCCGACGUCGACCCCGGCAGCAGCACCUCCCCGACCCCAUCCGCCACCACCGAGAGCAGCGCGGACGCUGAUCUGGACAUCGACGUGGUGAGCACCGAGCUGGGCAACGGAGGCAACAGCAGCUCGACCAUCAGCUCCAACUCCUCCUGCAACAACAUCCCCUCCAUGACCAUGCAGCACCGAGGAAGCACCAGCAGUUUCACGCUUCCGGGAUCUACUGACGAAGACCUGCAGGACGCGGGUGACCUGAGACUAGAGGAGGUCAUGUCUUAGGUCACGACGUGCAGGGGUCAAGGGACGUCGGGGGUCGCGUUUUUAUGUUGAGAUUUAUUUUGAUUUUGAUUUUUUUUCGUGAUGUUAAAUGUGUGGGUUAAUAAAAGUCUAUAGAGUUUUGUGAGGGGAGGAAUGUGAUAAUAUGUAUUGAUUUGACCUGAUGUGUGUGUAUAGAUGGAUAAUACAAGUGAGAAAAUGCCGUUCCGAAUGGUCUCUUGCACCGGAAAAUAUUAUACACAUUCAGAUGUUAACAGAAUGAAUCAGAAUGGACACCUGAAGCAAGAAAUGUGAUACGCCUUGACGAUUUUCCAGCGUGCUAUUGUGAUAGGUUACUUCUGCAUCCGUUAAGCAUCUUCUCUGGAAAUGUCGUGAAUUAUUCCCAAGGACACGGACAUAUAUACAGAGCAGAAUAUUGGUGACUGGACUUGCUGUGGAGAAAACGGCAUUUUAAUCGAAAAUUGGUCUGUGUGAAAUGUCACUGAUAUUAAUGAUUGUUGCUACAGUACAAACUUAAUUUGAAAAUUGUUUUACCCUGGGGUGUAUGUUACAGGUAGUGCAGGUAAGGUUUCAGAACACUUUUGAAUACAGAGCACGGGAUUUGUAACACGAAUUACAUCACAAUCGUUUCAAAAAUUCUUGAAAAUUUUAUUGUUAAAGAAAUAUGUUAGGUGUGUUGGCUAUUAUCCAGAUUAUAUUUCUAUUGUAAAUAUCAUAUAUAAAUAAUUAUCAUUGUUUUUAUUAAUUUAGGAAAAAAAAAUAAUGGUGGUAGUGAUCUCAAGUAUAAGUGAUAUGAACUAUGUAACAUACUUGUACCCUAGUUACGUCGUCAUAACCACACCAGCAUAAAAAAAAGACAAACGGAUUACCAAGAAAAAUGAGAUAGACUUCUCCGAAUAAUUCUUUCGACUUGCCGUUCUCUAAUAACAUCCUGGAAUAAUUAGGGAAAUACGCUCCCAAAGGCCUUACGUCUGACACAUGUCCUCCGUCGUAAAUAUCGACUGCACCCUCAUCACAAUGGCCCAAGGCGGACAUUUCCACCUCCGCAUCCGGCAUUAGCUGAGAAAUAUCUGCUCGAGGACCCAAAUUACCUUCUUCGGAAGAAAAUGAAGGGUUCAGGCGAGACUUCGGGGUAGGAAAGAGUCACAUUAAAGCCAUCAUGGAGAGAAAGAUAGAUAGAGAGAGGGAGAGGGAGAGAACGGCGUCGACAAAAUUGGGUCAUGCGUUGAUGUAGUACAGUAGUUCUUUGAUCGUCUUUUGUUUCUUCUACUUUCCUUUCUGUUGGAUAGAAGCCCUAUUAUUAUUAUCCAUCUCUCUCUCUUAUAUAUAUAAUUACUUGCGUUGCUGUUAUUGUCAGUUCAUAUUGAUCUGUUAAUCUAAAGACGUUACUUGAAGAGUGAGUAAAAAAAGGAGCUAUCAGUUGUGAUAUUGAUAAGCGAAAAAAAACGGGUUAUUGCUGUUUACACACUAGACAAUUACAUGUAAAUACCAUAAUCAUUUUCAAAACAAGAUUUCUAGUUUGCUGGAAGCCUUAUAAUUACAUACCCAAGCGAUUAGAAUAAUAGUAAAUAUAUUAUAGAUAUCAUAUUAUAUAUAUUUAAACCCAUUUAGAUAUAAGAGCAACAUGUUUACACUAUGUACACUUUACUUUAGAAUGGAGUAUAUAUAUUUGUACUCUACGUGUGAUCUCCGUAAUGGUAAGUAGGUAAUGUUCUUUCAGAUGUUUGCCUGUUAUUCCGAAAAUUAUAUAAUUUCUUUAUAAACGUGAUCUCCUGUAUGAUUUACCAAAAUCGUGUGCAUCGGAUCUAUGUUAUGUAUAUUGGAAGAAGAUGCUACAUUAACAAGGCGCCAUCCAAAAGUUUCCAGAAGUGUGAAUAAAGAAUGUGGAAAACAAGGGAAAGCAUUACAUGAAAAACAGGUGACCGAAUUUGUCUCCUUGAGCGUCUGUUCAGCACCUACAACUAGUCCUCCUGAAUGCCUCAGAUAUGUCAGGUCUUUAUCAUUUCAGCUAGGAUGCCACUUUUCGGAAAUAGGGAAGAAAAUGGGUUAAACUUAGUAAAUAGGUAAGAAAGGGAACCUGCAUAGUUUACUUGACGAGGCUGUGUGUCCUGUCAUGGCGAGGCGCAACGUCGAGUCACGUUCUCCGUCUCAAAACAUCGCAAGAUAACCUGUCAUUGACGGUCGGUCCCUGAGUUCAUUCCUAAGAAACAAACCUCUCGAUGGUGAAGAAAGAAAGGAUCGCUGGAGAAAGCAGAGAUUAGGACUCGAUGUUUUCCCUUUUUUUUAAUUAAUUCUCUGUUUUCAUUUUUGUGAACUUUUUGGGUCGAUCAUCAUGUAAGCAGCGUAACUACAUCGUAGACGCCGAAACUCUGCAGUGCUAAAAAAUGCAACGAAGCAGUUACUAUGGGCCUUUGAAGAAACGUGUAAAAUAUGUCAUAUAUACGGAAGAAAUUAAAAUAAAUUGACUUAUUUAAAUGGUUAUUCAUUAUUUCAAGUUGUCAUUUUUUUCGACGAAUAAGGUUCUUGUUCAAAGGCUUCAUCCCGAUACAAAGAGCUUAUAUUUUCAUUUUGAUCAUCGACUUUGCAACUCUUACAUUUCUUGCAGAAUUUGCAGAAACCAUACUCUCAUUAAUCAUCCCUAACUGUAAGCAACACUUGUAAAUAAUAUGCAAAUCAUCUCUUCAAAACAUACAUCUUAAACAUUGCCACACUGACUCAAGACACAUAACAGGAUGAUGUGACGUCAUUUAUUUCGUAAUAGAUAUAAGCUUUCUUGUGAAUUAGUGACCGCCGUUUUCUCUCUGUAUUGUUUGAAAAUCGACCCUGGCAUCUCGCUAGAAUUCCGUGUCAGGGGAGGAUACUCUACGUGAUGCUGUGAUGCUGUGGUAUAUCGUGGAAAGGUGGAAUGUCUCGUAUAUUUUGAUGUGACUAAUUUCAGCUAUAGCUUUAGGUUUGUAAAUAGUAAAUAUUGCACACACACAUACAUACACACACGCACGCGUGCACACACACACACACACACACACACACACACACACACACACACACACACACACACACACACACACACACACACACACACACA
Molecule: messenger RNA, 3984 nt
Organism: Penaeus chinensis
Lineage: Eukaryota; Metazoa; Arthropoda; Malacostraca; Decapoda; Penaeidae
Exons: 4
Coding region: 171-902 (243 amino acids)
Source: RefSeq, a predicted model, not a curated record